GCGAAAGAUUGCAUCUCCUCCACACCCACCACCGCCAUUGAGUCUUUACCUUUGACUGGGUUUUAAAGAUGCCGCCCCGUUUGAACCUUUUUACGGCCAGAGCAGCGGUCUUCCGCCCGGCCUCCAGCAACCAAUCCGUGUCUCGCCGCAGUAUCACGUCGCUUCUCAACGCCAACCGAUCGUCUGCCGCAUCGCCGAGCGCGACAGGCUUGAAGUCAUGCCUGUCGCAGACGCGAUACAGUUCGUCGGAUUCCAAGGGAAAGGAUGAUGCUGCGAAGGUGCCGGAAGAGCCUCUGCCUCAUGUCAGUGAGGAGGCCGCAGAGGUGGCCCACAUCAUGAACAAGAAGUGUGAUGGUAGUGCGCCGGCGAGUCCGGAGCUGGAGCAGGGGACGCCUAUUUCGGAGAUCUUCAAACGAGACACCGACGCUCAGAAGUACGCCCCCAAAGUGCUCAAGGACCAGAGCAAGGGUCCCUCGGGCACCCGCUCGUUCUCGACAUCGACCCGCCGGACACAGGCCAACCUCCAGGGUAACAACCAGAUGGAGCCCGCCGCCGCCAUGGUGGCCAGCAUGAUCUCCCAGGUCAACCAACAGGCGGCGGAGCUCAACCCGGGCCUGAAAUUCCCCGCGCCCGAAUCCCUCCCCAGGACCGAGAACUUCCGCACGCGUUACGAUACUCUCCUCGAUCAGUUCACCAAGCAGCUGAUGCGGGAUGGCAAGUUGGCUACUGCCCAACGGAACAUGUCCUUCAUCCUGGACCAUCUCCGGACCUCUUCCCCUCCCCAGGUCCACGCCAAGCGCCGCCUGCUCGGCAGCCCUUCCACCCCGCAACUCCCCAUGAACCCCGUCCUCUACCUCACGCUGAUCAUCGACUCCGUGGCCCCCGUGAUCAAGCUCCGCCAACAAAAGGGUAUCGCCGGUGGUGGUGCGUCCGUGCCCGUGCCCUUCGCGCUCAACCAGCGACAGCGCCGCCGUCAGGCUAUCCGGUGGAUCAUCGACGCCUCGGACAAGCGACGGGACAGCUCGCUCGCUCAGCGGGUGGCUAAUGAGUUGGUCUCUGUGGCUGAGGGCCGCAGUGGUGUGUGGGAGCGCCGGGAGCAUACGCAUAAGAUGGGUGUGGCUGGUCGGGCUAAUGUUGGGUUGACUGGUCGUAAGUAGUUUACUGGAGGGAGGUUAGAAGGUAGGGGGAGGGUGGUGCUUUGUACGACUUAUUGUCUGUUUUUUAUUUUCUAUACCAAGAUGGUAGUUUCUUUGGUCUAGGACGGGAUGGAGGUGCUCCCAUCUGAUGUAUUUUAGUUUUGAUUUUGUAGCCAUUGAGAUCAUUCAUGCAUAUAGUCACUGGACCUAU
This is a messenger RNA of Aspergillus candidus, 1347 nucleotides long. RefSeq names its product mitochondrial 37S ribosomal protein uS7m. Gene Ontology annotation, cellular component: ribosome. Bases 69 to 1157 code for a protein of 362 amino acids. NCBI's taxonomy places the organism in Eukaryota, Fungi, Ascomycota, Eurotiomycetes, Eurotiales, Aspergillaceae. Gene Ontology annotation, biological process: ribosomal small subunit assembly; translation. The transcript is spliced from 3 exons. Gene Ontology annotation, molecular function: rRNA binding; structural constituent of ribosome; mRNA binding. The record is from RefSeq and is a predicted model, not a curated record.